GUAAACUUGUAGUCAUCAAUAUCGAUUGCAACGUUUUCUGUUGUAUACGUGACAAGUGUCAGUCAGGUGGAUUUUUUAAAAAAAGUGUACUACAGUUAUAAUGAGAAAAAAAUAUUUAAAUAUUAUAUUUUACGUUACUAUAACAUUUAUCAUUGAUGAUUCUCAAUGUAAUAAUGAUGAAAUUAAAAAAUAUCCAUUACUGAUGCCCAAUGUUCGGCCGAAUGUUCCUGAACUAUAUCUGUGUACACCAGUAAAAAUAAAUUCAUCCCAUACAUAUUACAUCGUUGGUUAUGAACCAAAUGCAACAAUGGAGGUAGCGCAUCAUAUAUUAAUAUAUGGCUGCAAAACACCCGGUACAUCAAAAGCCGUAUGGAAUUGUGGUGAAAUGGCAGCGGCACCAAACAAUAAUGUCGAAUUCAGUAACGUAGCAAGUCCCUGUGGCGAAGGAUCAGAAAUUUUAUACGCAUGGGCACGUGAUGCGCCAACAUUAAGAUUACCAGAUGGUGUAGGAUUUAAAAUCGGAAAAGAUUCUCAAAUAAAGUAUUUAGUACUACAAGUACAUUAUGCCCAUAUAGAUCAUUUUAAAGAUGGAGUAACAACCGAUGAUUCAGGUAUUAUUUUACAUUAUACCUCAAAACCGUUGCACAAACUUGCUGGUGUUUAUUUACUUGGCACAAUGGGAGUUAUACCAGCGAAAAGUACUGAGUAUAUGGAAACAGCUUGUUUAUUUACGGAGAAUAAAGUAUUACAUCCAUUUGCUUAUCGUACGCACACCCACUCACUUGGUAAAGUAGUCGCGGGUUACGUUAUCGACCGCGAUAACAACUGGAUUGAAUUGGGAAAACGGGAUCCAUUGACGCCCCAAAUGUUUUAUCCGAUUAAAAAUAACGUAACUAUUACAAAAGGUGACAUACUUGCUGCAAGAUGUACUAUGUCUAAUUAUCGUGAUAGAGAUACAUAUAUUGGUGCUACUAAUAAUGAUGAAAUGUGUAAUUUUUACUUAAUGUAUUAUGUUGAUAACGAUCAAACAGUUGACAUGAAAUGGUGUUUUACCCGUGGGCCACCAAGCUUUUAUUGGAAAACGGCUAAUCUUCAAAAUAUACCUGACCGUGAAGCCUCUAUGCUAUAAAUUAUUUUACUUUAUUAUUUAUUUAUUAAUAUUUAUGCACAAAAACAAAAUAUUAGAGACUGAAUACUGGCAUUUUUUUAACAGCGAUUAUACCUAAAUUUUUUAUGUAAAUAUCUUUAUAAUUAUAGAAAUAGUAUAUUGUGUAACAAGGGAUGAAAUAAAACGAUUUCAGACCUGAGUGAAGUUGGCUGACCCGCAGUCUGAGAUUGUGUUGCAUCCUGUGUCGCACAAUAUAUUUUUCACGACUACCGGCAUUGGAACUUAAAAUUUUAGUGUCAGAAUCAUAAUUUAAGAUUAAUGGUGUGAUCAACUAUUAGCGUAAGCGUAAAUUGUCAUUUGAAAUUUGUAAUCGAGCAGAAACUACAGAUACUAUUUAUUAUUUACACGCAUUUUUAUAAAACUUAACCAGUCAAAACUAUCAUUUACGUAAGUAAAAUUAAUGAUCUGAAAUUACUAAUAAACAAAUGACAAGUAUCAGAGGUUAACUUGCGAAAGCCUUCAAUCAGCGGGUAGAAACUUUGUUUGUUUGUUCCCGAGGGUCGAAACAAGUUUGUUUCUGACCACCGACUGAAAGCAUUCGCAAUAUACGCGUUUGCUAAUAUAUAUUUGCGGCAUUGAUCUGAAAUUAUCAUGAUUCGACUGGCUGUAGAGACAAGGAAACUUGAAGUUUCGUCGCUGGUAUCACGAAAAAGAAUUAGUAUAUUACGCACUAAGGAAGAAAAAUAGGACAUUUCAACAGGGGUGUAUAAUUGCCUGCAAACACGCAGAUUUGGACGCCCUCCCUAGUGGAAAUUUUUUGGAAUUUUCUCUGAAAAACUCAGUUCUAAAGACUUUUUUUAAGUUCUAAAGGCUUUUUCACGGUUUUUCAGAGAAAAUUAUGAAAAAUUUCCACCAGGGCUAUCUUUUUCCGUGGUGUGUAUACGAUUUUUCACCAGAUCUGCACCUAAAAGAUUAAAUUUUUGUCUCUGUUUCGAGGAAUAAAAGUUGUUCUUUUUUUAAACGCAAAAACAAAUGAUAAAAAUUUGCGCAUGCGCCAUUCUUACACCAAUCAGAGGCAGAAAUUGAAACUUUCAGCUGCAAGUCUGGUAAAAAAUCGCAUACACGCCACGGGAAAAGAUAGCCCUGGUGGAAAUUUUUCGGAAUUUUCUCUGAAAAACAGUUCUAAAGACUUUUUAAGUUCUAAAGACUUUCAAAGUUUUUCAGAGAAAAUUCCGAAAAAUUUCCACUAGGGCUAUCUUUUCCCGUGGUGUGUAUACGAUUUUUCACCAGAUCUGCACCUAAAAGUUUAAUUUUUUGUCUCUGUUUCAAAGGAAGGAAGUUGUUCUUUUUUUAAAUGAGGAAACAAAUGAUAAAAAUUUGCGCAUGCGCCAUUCUUACACCAAUCAGAGGCAGAAAUUGAAACUUUCAGCUGCAGGUCUGGUAAAAAAUCGCAUACACGCCACGGGAAAAGAUAGCCCUGGUGGAAAUUUUUCGGAAUUUUCUCUGAAAAACUCAGUUCUAAAGACUUUUUAAGUUCUAAAGACUUUCAGAGUUUUUCAGAGAAAAUUCCGAAAAAUUUCCACCAGGGCUAUCUUUUCCCGUGGUGUGUAUACGAUUUUUCACCAGAUCUGCACCUAAAAGUUUAAUUUUUUGUCUCUGUUUCAAAGGAAGGAAGUUGUUUUUUUUUUAAAUGAGGAAACAAAUGAUAAAAAUUUGCGCAUGCGCCAUUCUUACCCGAAACAGAGGCAGAAAUUUAAACUUUCAGCUGCAGGUUUGGUAAAAAAUCGCACACACGCCACGGGGUAAGACAGGACGUCCCGAUCUGGGUGUUUGCAGGCAAUUACACACCCGUGUUGAAAUAACCUAUUUUUCUCCCUUGGUGUGUAAUAUACUAUUUUUUUUUCGUAUGAAUAUUAAUUAAUCAUAAUUAAUUAACUUCUAUUGAAUGGUUAUGUGAGUAAAAAAAUUUAUUAUACAUAAUUUAAAAGAUAUUUGCAGUAGAAUGAUUAUUUUGUUAAUUUAAAACUACCUGGCCCUGAAAAAAAAUGCUAACUAACGGGCUCUAAUUUUAAAAAUAUGCGUUAAUUAUAUGUGAUAAUUAUUUUAUUUUUUAAUUAUUUUAAUUACUUCUGGUAUUUAAAUUAACUAUUUUAAACAAAUGACCAAAUGUACUUAAAAUUUAGAGUACGCCAAUAUCAGAUUGCAAAUCAAAAGUAAAGUUUUUAAAGUUUAAUUUAAAUUAUUGAUACUUUAAUUUUUUAUGAACAAUAUUUUUAAAAUACCUCGUAAAAAUUUAUUAUUUUUCUCAUGACAGUUAUAUUUAUUUGAUGCCUUAGGAAAGUAAAUAUAUAAGAUAAAGGUUACUAAUGUUGACGGAAUGAAACGAUAUAAUGGCUAAGGGCGCUCACGGACCUUCCUUAAUUUUAAGAUAAAUUAUAGAGUAAAUGUUGGUAUUACGCUGCACAAAAAAAUAUACAGGGGUGCCAUUUAGCGGUGUUAAGUAACUGGUGUUAAAACGGUGUACAUGCGGAGCAAAUUAACUCCGAUCGGAGUAUGAGUGUGUCAGUAUGAGUAUUUUAAGAUCUACACAACAGAAAAUAAAAAAAAAAUGUGUAAGACUUUUGUAAAACGAAAUUCUAUUGCAGGAAGAGUUAGCGCUUUAUGUGAUUACGGAUUUGAAAUAUGACAGCAUAUAAAAUAUUACCUACAUUUACUCUAUAAAAGCCAAACAAAAAAUCUCAGAUAAUUUACAGAUAAGCAAAGGCAGUGUUUACUAUCUAAAAAUUCUAUAUGGGAAUUCCCAUGGAUUCUUAUCGAAUCCUAGCUCUCAUGGAUUUUAAUCUGAAUUUAUAUCUGAAAAUUUUGACGUAGAAAAUUUUUUCCAUUAAUUUUUAUAGGGUUCUAUAGAUUUUUUUAAAACCCCAUGAACUUUUGUGGAUUCUAAUCUAAGCUACCAUUUAUGAACGUCACUAUCGUACAUUUUUUCCAUGGGUUUUUAUAUCUGGAUUACUCUCUGAAGGUGUCAAUAUAGAAAAAUUUUUCCAUGGAUUUUUAUAGGAUCCUAUAAAUUUUUAUAAAACCGCAUAGAUUCUGAUGGAUUUUAAUCUAGAUUACUAUCUAAAGAUGUCAAUAUAGAAAAUUUUUUUUCAUGAAUUUUUAUAGGGACCUAUAGAUUUUUAUAAAACCCCAUAGAUUCAUAUAUAUUCUAAUGGGAUUGAAUCUUAAAUUCUUAUGGGUUUUGAUCUCGAUUACUAUCUGAAGAUAUAGAUAAAUAAUUCCCCAUGAGUUCUUAUAAAACCCCAUAAAUUCUUAUGGGUUUUCGAUUGAUUUAUCAACUCAAAAAAUUUUUCAUGGAUUUCAUUAAAUUUUUAUGAAAUCCCAGACUUUUUUAUAGAUUUUCACAGAAAUUCAUAAAAAUCCAUGAGCUCCAUGGUGAUUUUCAGCUGAUUUAUAUAAAUCCCCAUAAAGAAUUUUACGAUAGUGAUCUGUAAGAAUGCUUUAAUUGGCAAUUUUUAAUACAAAAAACUAUGAUGGACAUCCCGUAAAAAUGAGUAUAAUAUUCCCAUGUGUUAAUUUAUUUACCGUCUGUAUGCUAUACUCAUUUUUACAAAACUAAUGACUAUUUUUUU
Molecule: messenger RNA, 4737 nt
Organism: Microplitis mediator
Lineage: Eukaryota; Metazoa; Arthropoda; Insecta; Hymenoptera; Braconidae
Gene: Phm
Product: peptidylglycine alpha-hydroxylating monooxygenase
Exons: 2
Coding region: 101-1129 (342 amino acids)
Biological process (GO): peptide metabolic process
Cellular component (GO): extracellular region; membrane
Molecular function (GO): copper ion binding; oxidoreductase activity, acting on paired donors, with incorporation or reduction of molecular oxygen, reduced ascorbate as one donor, and incorporation of one atom of oxygen
Source: RefSeq, a predicted model, not a curated record